Messenger RNA from Symbiodinium sp. CCMP2592, 1038 nucleotides. The record is from the annotation of a GenBank genome assembly. NCBI's taxonomy places the organism in Eukaryota, Dinophyceae, Suessiales, Symbiodiniaceae.
AUGCUCUGGCGCUAUGGGCUGGGGCCGCUGAAGCUCGAUCGCUGGGUGGGCGGCUUCCUCAAGAGCUUCGAGACCAUCUAUCGGCUACAAAAGGAGGGAAAGGCGUUCAGCACUCCGAGGCGUCUUCUGGCUGCCUUGGACCCCCGCUUCUCUCGGAUGCUCGACGAGACCCUGGAGGACCGCCUACGCCGGGACGGCUUCAACGAGAGGAUGAUCCAAGAGCUGGCCAGCGGCAUGGUUCGCGUGAACUAUGGCCAGGGUCUGGGAGUUGGCGCCUUCGUCGGGGCCGUGGCGCUCUGUGGCUCGCAGGGACCUCUUUGGGCCGUGGAGGGUGGCAACCAGGUGCUGGCCGCGAAGAUGCUGGAGUCUUCUCGCGCCAGGCUGCACAGAGCCAGAGUCUGCCAGGUGGAGGCCAACGACGGGAGGUACCGGAUUCACGCAGACAUGAAGGAAGGGGAACUUCUGACGGAGGACUACGAUCUGGUCUUCCUGGCGGUUCCGCUGCAGAAUUCGCAGGACCUUGAGCUGUCCGGGCGCUCCUCGGAGAACCUCUUCGCCAAGGUGGUCCGGCCCUACCAGAGGAUUUACGCAACGUUCUUCGAGUCGCCACCAGAUGCCAAAUCCCUGCGUUGCUCAGAUCCAGUCCCGGGCAUCAUUCUGAGCACUACCGGCGCAGGAUUCAAUAGUAUUGGCCUACACAACAGCUCCCGGAAAGGAGACGACCAGCUGAUUUGGAAAGUUUUCUCGCCGGAACCACUGACAGCCGAGCAGUCGAAGAAGCUUUUCCCGAAUGGACACAAAUGCGAGACAGUUGGCUGGUGGGCCUACCCACAGUAUGAGGCGACGGGCAAAAAGUUUGCGGAUUCAGCUUUCUGCCUGGACGGAGCUGGCCUCUACUACUGCAAUGCAAUCGAGGAAGCGGCUAGUGCCAUGGAGAUGGCAGUGCUGGGAGCAAAGAACUGUGUUCUGCUCGCCAGCAACCGCCUCAAAGGAGCGACAAGCAAUAUCGACACCCCCUCACUGCCAGCGCGGCUUUGA